AUGGCAACCUUCGCAACUGCAACUGCAACCGCCUCUGCGCCGGCCGUUGUGCCGCGCGUGCCUAUCCCUACCAACGGCGUUGACUACCGCAACAAAAUCGUCCUUGCCCCUAUGGUCCGAUCAGGCGAACUACCCUCCCGCCUACUGGCGCUGAAAUAUGGCGCCGACCUCGUCUGGGGUCCCGAAACAAUCGACCGCUCGAUGAUCGGUGCCGAACGACGCGUGAACCCACGAAACGGCACAAUCGAAUUCACCCGUAUGCCCAGCAACGGCGGACGCCCCAACAAACCGAUCAAAGAAUCCAUCAUCUACCGUAUCGAUCCAGUGCGUGAGAAAGGCCGACUCAUUUACCAAAUUGGCACGGCCGACCCUGAGCUGGCAGUACAAUCGGCGCGCGUCGUGGCUGCCGACGUCUCAGGCAUCGACCUCAACUCUGGCUGCCCAAAACCCUUCUCUACAAGCGGCGGAAUGGGCGCUGCGCUCCUCCGCACUCCCGACCUCCUCGUCUCAAUCCUGGAAGCCCUCGUCAAGGAAGUCGGCGAACCCUUCCAAAUCGGCAUCUCAGUCAAGAUCCGCAUUCUCUCCAAGCCCGAAGAGACAGAGGCUCUCGUCUCCCGCCUCGUGAAAACAGGCAUCACAGCCUUGACAGUGCACUGUCGCACGACUCCCAUGCGGCCACGCGAACGCGCUAUUCGCGACCAGCUCCCCAUGGUAGCGCGCAUUUGCCACGAGGCCGGUGUGGCGUGCGUGAUGAACGGCGAUGUGACAUCGCGCGACCAGGGCCUGGCGCUGAUGGCUGAGCAUGGCGUUGACGGAGCAAUGAUUGCGACCUCUGCGGAGACCAACUCGUCUUGUUUCCGGACUCAGGAGGAUGGCGGCAUCGCGCCGUGGCGGGAUGUCGUCUAUGAUUACCUGCAGUUCUGUAUAGAAGCCGAGAAUCGUUUGGGCAAUACCAAGUACUUGCUCAAUAUGCUGAUUCCCGGAAAGAACAAGGAGUUCAAGGAUACGAAACUGUCCAAGACGUAUCUUGAUAUCUGCCGCGGCUUGAAAUUUGAUGAUUUGCUUCCUGCUGCUGCGCGUGUUGAUCAGAUACUCGGUCUGGAUGAAAAGUGGGAGACUGCCCCCGAUGUGACCGAUACAUCAGAGACCCAGCCUGAGAUUAAGUCCAAGGCAGUGCAGAAUGCCAUGGAUUCUGAAGCUGCCCGUGCGGCUGGUGGCGGUGCCGUUCGGAGCAAGACCCCCUUGCCAGCUGUUCAUGGAGGUGGCCCCAUCCGGCGGUCUUCUGCUCCCCAGCCGGCCAAGGUUACUCAAGUUGAUGCUGAGCAGCCAGCUGUGGAUGCCACAAUUCCCGCUGCACAGACACAGGCUCCAUCUCAGGUGACGGUUUAA
This is a messenger RNA of Penicillium coprophilum, 1389 nucleotides long. RefSeq names its product tRNA-dihydrouridine(20) synthase (NAD(+)). The transcript has a single exon. Gene Ontology annotation, cellular component: cytoplasm. The record is from RefSeq and is a predicted model, not a curated record. Gene Ontology annotation, biological process: tRNA dihydrouridine synthesis. NCBI's taxonomy places the organism in Eukaryota, Fungi, Ascomycota, Eurotiomycetes, Eurotiales, Aspergillaceae. The coding region runs from base 1 to 1389 and encodes 462 amino acids. Gene Ontology annotation, molecular function: flavin adenine dinucleotide binding; tRNA dihydrouridine synthase activity.